This is a messenger RNA of Colletotrichum spaethianum, 717 nucleotides long. RefSeq lists its product as uncharacterized. Bases 1 to 717 code for a protein of 238 amino acids. Lineage: Eukaryota; Fungi; Ascomycota; Sordariomycetes; Glomerellales; Glomerellaceae. The transcript is spliced from 2 exons. The record is from RefSeq and is a predicted model, not a curated record.
AUGGCUUUCACUGAGAUCGUCUUUCCAAUUCUAGAGGCCGACGAGAACGCCAGGAAAGCGUUCUACGACAACGUCCCCGGCUUAGUGAAAGCCAACUUCAAUGUCGUCGGCGGCCCAAAAGCAUCGGCAGUAGCUCGCAUCCUUGAAAGCACUCCAAUCAACGCAGAGGGCCACUGCGGCUACCUUGCGAUUUUCAGCUGGGAAAGUCUUGACACGAUCAAGGACUUUAUGAAAUCCUCUGGGUUUGCCAAUUUCAAGAAGUCCCUAAUGGAAUUGGUUGCUGGUCCUCCAGUUUUACAGUUCUUUCAAGCACCUCCUGAUGUUGCACCUGAGAAGACGCUUGAGGGUAGCACACACUUCUUCGUCAUCAAGGCAAUGGGCACUGAGGCCCAAAUCGGCUGGGCGAAAGGGCGGUGGGAUGAAUUAACGGCUAUGUUCUCUACAAUUGCUGGAGAUAAAGUUAAAUAUCACACUGGUCACGGGAAGGAGGUUUGCGAUGGUCACUUCGCUGGAUUUAGUGGUUGGAAAACAAUUGCGGUAGGUUCUUCAUUUGAGGAUAUGCCGCCCAUCAAUCUGGCUAUGACUGCGACUGACUUCCCUCCACAGGCUCUCAAUAAGACACUUGAACAAGCAGAAGUUCAAAAGCAGCUGCACAGUCUGGCUGAAGCUGGCGGAAGCAUUUCCAGUUUUAUCUUGGAGCUCAAUCAUGUCCUCUGA